Tribolium madens (black flour beetle) is the source of this 1004-nucleotide messenger RNA. Its product is annotated as basic phospholipase A2 PA-12A. Lineage: Eukaryota; Metazoa; Arthropoda; Insecta; Coleoptera; Tenebrionidae. The record is from RefSeq and is a predicted model, not a curated record. Gene Ontology annotation, molecular function: A2-type glycerophospholipase activity; calcium ion binding. Gene Ontology annotation, biological process: lipid catabolic process; arachidonate secretion; phospholipid metabolic process. The transcript is spliced from 5 exons. Bases 125 to 643 code for a protein of 172 amino acids.
GUACGUUUCGCGUCAUGGUGCUCAAAAAUGCACUUCUUCAAAUUGCUAGUUCUCUAUUUUUGCAAUUUCAGUGACGGUUCAUGGAGAACUAAAACAACCCUAAGCAAACUCCAAGAUUUUCACAAUGUUACUAUUUACUUGGGCUACGCUAACAAUCCAUUCGGUGCUUCCUCACCGGCCUUACUUAACAAGAAAAAAACUUGGUAAUGCUUUUAGCCAUGUUGAUGACCCUCGCCCAAAACGUGGUGUAAUCCACCUCUACAACAUGGUCAGUUGUGCAACAGGAUGUAAUCCUCUAAUUUACAAGGGUUAUGGCUGCUAUUGUGGUUUCUUAGGAUCAGGAUAUGCAGUCGAUGGCAUAGACAGGUGCUGCAAAAUGCACGAUUGGUGUUACAACACUGCUAAUUGUCCAAUGUAUCUCGAAUAUUUCGUACCGUAUUUUUGGAAAUGUUACCGGAAUCGUCCCUUGUGUGCCGUUCCAGAACACCAACGGGGAGGUCCCGGUUCGUGUCCUCAACGAUUGUGUGAAUGUGACCGUAUUUUAUCACAGUGUCUUAGUCAAUUUCCAUGUCCUUCGAAAAGGGCUUUUUGUAGGGCUUCGCCCUGGAGGCUCUUCCAGAAUCUCUUCAUGGGUUUAGAGUGACAUUGACAAUUAGUGACAUGAAUAAAUUACUGGAAGUCAAGUUUCAGUUAAAACAUACGGUACCAGAAUCAUCAUCGGAAGUCCAAAUUGAACUUCCUGAUCGAAAACAACAAGAACCCAAAGUUACAAUUGUGACUUUCUAUACUUCAAUUCUAGGAAUUGUGAUUGGACUUCUAACAACAAUUUUGGGCUUCUUAUUGUGGUUCAAAGUGAUUAAUGCAAGGUGAUCAACCCGAACAACUCCGACAACCCAUCCAAGUACAAAGAUGGCGACUUUCUCGAAGACCACUUUGGUGGUACUUGUUGACCAUCAUUGGUCUAGCUUUAAUUUUUAUUAUUGUAGCCACAGCUGUUGUUGUCA